Dioscorea cayenensis subsp. rotundata (Guinea yam) is the source of this 980-nucleotide messenger RNA. Its product is annotated as membrane steroid-binding protein 1-like. The transcript has 2 exons. The record is from RefSeq and is a predicted model, not a curated record. Gene Ontology annotation, cellular component: membrane; endomembrane system. The coding region runs from base 37 to 699 and encodes 220 amino acids. NCBI's taxonomy places the organism in Eukaryota, Viridiplantae, Streptophyta, Magnoliopsida, Dioscoreales, Dioscoreaceae.
CUGGAGAAUUCCUGCAGACUUCAGGAGCAUCGAACAAUGGCGGCAGUGACGGAGGCUUGGGAGACUCUCAAGCACGCUAUCGAAGCCUACACCGGCUUAUCGGUGGCGACCUUCUUCACUGUCUUGGCCGUCGCUGCAGCUUUCUAUUACGCCCUGUCUGGCCUCUUCGGUGCCCCCCCUGCUCCCCCGCCGAGCAAACGCGAGCUGGAGGCGAUGGAGCCGCUGCCACCGCCUGUGCAGAUCGGAGAGGUCACUGAAGAGGAGCUUAGGGUUUAUGAUGGGACUGAUCCCAAGAAGCCCCUUCUUAUGGCCAUCAAGGGCCAAAUCUAUGAUGUCUCUCAGAGCAGAAUGUUUUAUGGACCAGGAGGCCCAUAUGCUCUGUUUGCUGGCAAAGAUGCUAGCAGGGCUCUAGCUAAGAUGUCUUUUGAGGAGAAUGAUUUGACUGGAGAUAUCUCAGGCCUUGGUCCGUUUGAGCUCGAAGCGUUGCAGGACUGGGAGUACAAGUUCAUGAGCAAAUAUGUUAAAGUUGGAACAAUCAAGAAAACUGUCCCUGUGGUGGAUGAGGCUACUGCUGAUGGAUCUAAAUCAUCUCAAGUAGCUGCUCAAACUACUGAAGCCAAGGCAACUGACAGCAAUGUUGUUCAAGAUGCUAGUGAGCAACAGAAGGAAAUUGAUCCAGUGGAAAGCACGAAAGAGUGAAUGUCUUCGGCUAUGUCUUCAUAAAGAUACUAAGAACAAGCAGCGGUUGUUUGAUUCUGUUUAAUCAGCCCUUCUUUAUUACUAGAACUAGUCAACUUGUAGCGGUGGCACACUUUACAUGCUGUUCCAGAAAUAAAUACCGCAUGAAAAACUUGCUAUCUUUUUUUCAUAUCCGUACAUUGUAAAAGCACUCGAUGAUUACAUCAAACUCUGCUGCAAAAUUUAUCUUUACCGGCAAUAAUAUUGCAGAAGAACAGAAAAUUCUCUGCAAUUUGUCCAGA